Molecule: messenger RNA, 996 nt
Organism: Mytilinidion resinicola
Lineage: Eukaryota; Fungi; Ascomycota; Dothideomycetes; Mytilinidiales; Mytilinidiaceae
Exons: 1
Coding region: 1-996 (331 amino acids)
Source: RefSeq, a predicted model, not a curated record
AUGAGCUCAGACUUCGGAGACAUCGACGACGACGACCUCAUCCUCGCCGCCUCGCAAACGGAAACCUUGAUAUCCAGCCAGCAAAGUCCUCUCAAGGAGCUCUUGAACAAUAGUAUUAGCGGUUCCCCUUCCUCUCAAUCCCUAUUGAUCCCUGUGCCGAACCUCCUUACGACGGCUCCUUCCUCUGACUUCGGAGAUAUCGACGAUGACGACCUCAUCCUCGCCGCAUCGCAGACAGAUACCUUGAUAUCCAGCCAGCGGAGCCCCCUUAGGGAGCUCUCGAGCAACCUAUCCUGGACGCCACCUGCCUCCCAAUCCCAAUCGACCCCUGCGCCGAAGCUCCUGGCGAAAGCUCACUCCUCCUCGCAACAGCGUCCGACGUCUUCGCAGCCUCCGGUGCAGCCGGUAGUACGACCGCAGGAGUUGGGUCCAUACAGGUUCACAUUUGGGAAGCACAAGGGGAAGAAGGUUGAUGAGGUGCCAAAGGUUUACAUCUCGUUUCUUCGAGAGAAGGGCGUUGUGGAGCACGUUUGGGCUCUCAAUGCAGCUGUGGACGAGAUGGACCGGUUAGAGGAACAACGGAGAGCUGCUCAUGAAGCUUCAUUGGCGCUCAUUGCGUCCCAGAUUGCCGCCCCAGUUCCAGUUGCUCCGCCAGCUCCCCAGGCUCCUCCGCCGCCCUUCCGUUUUCCGUUCGGCAUGCAUAAGAACAAGACACUGAGCGAGGUGCCAGAAGGCUACAUAUUGUAUGUCAAGGCUCAAGGUCUUGUAGAUGAGAUCCCUGGGCUUGCUGCAGCUUUGGAGCCAUUCGAAAACCCGCCCGCAACCCUACCCCCAAGUUUGAGCGCGCCAGCGCCAACGUCGUAUGUUCCAGCGCCGUCGCCCGGUGCAUUUGCAAGUGUUUUCCCGCCUUCGAAUUCACAGAAACCGGCACCGGCACCAAUGUUGAUUGAAACCGCCCCAGUGUCGAGUGUCCCACAAAUUUCGUUGCCCCCUUAG